Molecule: messenger RNA, 1495 nt
Organism: Oryza brachyantha (malo sina)
Lineage: Eukaryota; Viridiplantae; Streptophyta; Magnoliopsida; Poales; Poaceae
Exons: 6
Coding region: 23-1198 (391 amino acids)
Cellular component (GO): Golgi apparatus
Source: RefSeq, a predicted model, not a curated record
GUACACUCUACUCCUCGCUCGCAUGGCGAUCCCUCCCCGGAUCGCCCGCAAGCCAAGGAUGCCGCCGCUCCCGCCGGCGAGGGCCCUCCUCACCGCCUUCGCGGCCACGGCGGCGCUAGCCAUCCUGUGCCUCGUCUCCUCCUCCUCACCCACCUCGUCGUUCCGCGGUUCCUGGGGACCCGCCGCGGCGGCGGCGAAGGGCAGCGACAAGUACCUGUACUGGGGUGGCCGCGUCGACUGCCCCGGCAAGCACUGCGGCGCCUGCGCGGGCCUCGGCCACCAGGAGUCCAGCCUCCGCUGCGCCCUCGAGGAGGCGCUCUUCCUCGGCAGAAUAUUUGUCAUGCCCUCAAGAAUGUGCCUUAGCUCAGUACAUAACACAAAGGGAAUAAUCCAUUCAAGCAAUGCAACUUCGGAGCAAAGAUGGGAAGAAAAUUCUUGCUCUAUGGAUUCGCUAUACGAUAUAGGCCUUAUCUCAAAAACAGUACCUGUUAUUCUGGACAAUUCCAAGACAUGGCAUGAGAUAAUAUCAAGAAGUAUGAAACCAGAUGAAGGAGGCGUGGCACAUAUUCAAGGAAUCAGCAGAGCUGAACUCAAAGAUAAUCCUCUGUAUUUUAAAGCUCUUCUAAUAAACCGUACUGCAAGUCCUCUUGCUUGGUUUAUGGAGUGCAAGGAUCGCAAAAGCCACAGCUCUGUGAUGCUAUCUUAUACCUUCUUGCCAAGUAUGCCAGCUAAAAAACUGAGAGAUGCAGCAAAUAAGAUGAAACAAAUACUUGGUGAUUAUGAUGCUAUUCAUGUGCGGCGUGGUGAUCUACUGAAAAAUAGAAAAGAUAGAUUUGGUGUUGAGCGGAGCCUUCAUCCUCAUCUGGAUAGAGACACCCGGCCUGAGUUUAUCAAAAAGCGAAUUGCAAAGUGGAUCCCACCAGGUCGAACUCUAUUCAUUGCCUCAAAUGAAAGAACACCAGGCUUCUUUUCUCCUCUGUCAGACAAAUACAAAUUGGCAUACUCGUCCAACUUUAGUAGCAUAUUGGACCCAAUAAUUGAGAACAAUUACCAGCUAUUCAUGGUGGAGAGAUUAAUGAUGCGAGGGGCAAAGACAUUCGUGAAAACAAUGAAAGAAUUCGACAAUGAUCUCACUCUUUGUGAUGAUCCAAAAAAGAACACCAAAGUUUGGCAAAUACCAGUCUAUACAGAUGAUUGACGAUAUCUGGCUACCUGACCACCCGAAACUGCUGCAGCACGUUUUUCUCAUACCCACAUCAGCACAUGUGUUCUUAUGGGAGAGAUGUGAAAUUGUUUUUUUUAUUCUUUUCACAAUUAACUAGAUAAUAGGUUAUAGGAGGAAUUUUGUUGUUGACAGAAUGCAUAUGUCCCAUUUUUUUUCGCAUUCUCUGUAUAUUAAUGUAACAAUCAGCAUGACCUUGAGGCUUCAAUUGUAGGGACGAUGAUUAGUCGGUACUACUUUAAUGAUGAGUUCUUAAUUGUAUGUAUGUUGAUG